ACAUUUCAGACUGAGGUCAUGCGAGGAGAGUUUGAGCGUGUAGCUGCUCGACAACCCAUGGACACCUUAAGUAUGAAGAGAUAUGAAUUGCCUCCACCACCACCAGGAAAGAUGACUGAUGUAGCUGCUUGGGGUGAAUGUGUAGACAACUCAAUGGCACAAUUAGAGCAUCAGUCUACCAGGAUUAUGAACUUGGAACUGAUGGAAGAAUAUGGAGCGGAAGCGUGGAAGGAGCACAAUGCCUUACUUCAGCGUAUGUUAACACAUUCACAGGCACAACUUCAAGAUCUCAAAAAGGAAAUUCAAGAGCUGAAUUGGACGAGGAAGAAUAUGCAGACGAAAGCUGGAGAGGAGUUGCGGCACCUGGAAAGUAGCUGGGUGUCCCUUGUUUCUCGAAAUUAUGAAAUUGAGCAAGCUUGUGUAUUAUUAGAAGCUGAGAUAGUGAAACUGGAACACGAAAAAGAAACUCAAGAGAGUUAACCUCAUAUUUUCAAUUGUUAAAGGUCAUUAUUAAUUCUUGAUUUUGUUAAACAAUAUUACAACUGAUAUAUUUACAUGCUUUAGUGAAUAUAUUCAAAUGUAAAUAAAGUAGAAAUAAUCCAAA
Molecule: messenger RNA, 604 nt
Organism: Penaeus vannamei (Pacific white shrimp)
Lineage: Eukaryota; Metazoa; Arthropoda; Malacostraca; Decapoda; Penaeidae
Source: RefSeq, a predicted model, not a curated record